CCCGCCCCUCGCGGAGCUAUUAUUGGCCUCGGGGACAGGGUUUAGCUACAAGAUGGCCGCCGCGCGCCGGGACCCCCCGAUCCCGAGCUCACCGACCCGGGAGUCGCCAUCCCCGGAGCCGUCGGACCUGGUCCUGGUGCCUGAUGGUGGCCGCUCUGCCACACCAAGUGACCUCAUCGAGAUCCAGGUGGUAAAAGUUACAGACACCACAUCGGCCCUUGAGCCCCCGGAGCCGGGAUCUUUUCAGUGUGCCCUGUGUCCCGCUGCCUUUCACCUGGUCUCAGAGCUGCUGUUUCACGAACAUGGCCACCUGGCAGAGGUGGAGGGGUUUGGGCAGGGUGGGGACCCGAGCCGUUGUCACGUGUGUGGCCACAGCUGUUCAGGUCCUGCCAGCCUUCGGACCCACUACAGCUUACACACAGGAGAGCGGCCUUACCGCUGCCCACUCUGCCCACGGGCUUUUAAGGCCUUGGCCCCUCUGCUCCGGCACCAACGCCGACACGGGGUAGAGCCAGGCACCUCUCGAAGGCUUCCACCUGCAGCAGCAGCAACUGGACAGCCAAACCCAGCGGUGGCCCAGGAGAGGUCGGAGGUGGUGACGGCCGCGGCAGCUGCAGGGGCCGUGGUAGGCAAGCCGUUCGCCUGCAGGUUUUGUACCAAGCCCUUCCGCCGCUCUUCAGACAUGCGAGAUCACGAGCGUGUGCACACCGGGGAGCGGCCCUACCACUGUGGCAUCUGUGGCAAGGGCUUCACUCAGUCCUCUGUGCUGAGCGGUCACGCCCGUAUCCACACCGGCGAGCGUCCCUUCCGCUGCACACUCUGCAGCCGUACUUUCAAUAACUCCUCAAACUUUCGUAAACACCAGCGCACCCACUUCCACGGGCCAGGGCCUGGGGUCGGAGAGUCCGGAGGCCAACUAGGGCCAUCUUCGGGAGCCCAGGAGUCAGGGAAUAGGCGUGAGACAGAGAACGCUACCGAAGAAGCGCAUGGAGAGACCGCGCAGGUGAAUGUGGAGGUUGACCAGUAGGCUGGGGGGUAGGACGCAUAUCAUAGAAGUGGGUGGACGAAUAGAAGCCAAAGUGAAGGAGAAAUAAUAUGCAGCUGCGAUUGGAGAGCUGAGAAGGAACCAGGUUCUGCUCUCCCAGAAACCCACACUAUACUUGAGACUCAGGAAGAGGUACCUGCAAUUCUGUAGCUGCCUUGCUAAAUGUGAAAAUACAGACACGGCAGAGCAUGGCCCACUCCGGUAAGCCCAAUAUUCUGGAGACUGAAGCAGGAGGAUUGUGAGGUCCAGACCAGCCCAGGCUGCAAAGCAAGACUUUAUCCACCACCACCUCUGGUCUAAUCGUAGACUACCUCUGGACCGUGUAGGGGCUGCCCUAAGGUGGACUAAUAAGAAACCUUUUGCCUACCUCAACUGGAUUGCACUGGUCCUACCCUCCCCGGGCAGAAGAUGCCCACCAGGCCACCUCUAAAGCGAUGCUACGAUGUCUUCUCCCUCAAAACCUGAGGGUACCUAACCCACAGUUGGGAGUUCAUGGUCUCUCAGAUGUGAGCCUGCCCAUAGAGAAUAACUCCAAGCUCUGCUCACCUCUUUCAUACCCCAUAGUGGUCUCAUGUUAACCCACCAGACUCUUCUGGAAGCAACUGAGAGCACACACUGCAAGCAAGCUUUAGGUUCAGAGCCUGUGGCUUCCCAUGUCUACAAAGAAGUUUCUGGAUUCUCUGUUUUCUUCCACUGUGAGGUAGACAGCUUCCUGCUUAGUCCUGGGCAAUUCAGAGGAAGGGUUGACUGAGGACAACCUUCAUGGGCUGGUCCAGGGUGUAGAGUGAGAGAAGACACCGUGGGAAGGGGCUGAAAAGGACUUGGGAACUGGAGUUUGGAGUGGGAGUGGGGACUUCUAGUCUGUUCCUAUUAAAAAAAAAUUCUGAAAUGUU
Messenger RNA from Mesocricetus auratus (golden hamster), 1938 nucleotides. It is a transcript of the gene Znf784, whose product is annotated as zinc finger protein 784. Gene Ontology annotation, biological process: regulation of transcription by RNA polymerase II. Lineage: Eukaryota; Metazoa; Chordata; Mammalia; Rodentia; Cricetidae. The record is from RefSeq and is a predicted model, not a curated record. Gene Ontology annotation, cellular component: nucleus. The transcript has 2 exons. Gene Ontology annotation, molecular function: DNA-binding transcription factor activity, RNA polymerase II-specific; RNA polymerase II cis-regulatory region sequence-specific DNA binding. Bases 53 to 1027 code for a protein of 324 amino acids.